Messenger RNA from Triticum aestivum (bread wheat), 725 nucleotides. Its product is annotated as B3 domain-containing protein Os03g0212300-like. Gene Ontology annotation, molecular function: DNA binding. The transcript is spliced from 3 exons. The record is from RefSeq and is a predicted model, not a curated record. Lineage: Eukaryota; Viridiplantae; Streptophyta; Magnoliopsida; Poales; Poaceae. Bases 9 to 725 code for a protein of 238 amino acids.
GAAGUGAGAUGGCUGGCUUGGAAGGUUUUGAGUUCUUCGAGAUCAUAAUUGAGAAAUCUUGCAGUAGGCAGAGGCUGCCUGACAAGUUUGCGAAGAUGCUCGCGGGCCGUGAGCCCCACAAAGUGAAGCUGCGGGAGGCCGACAGCGGGCUUCACAGGCUAUGGAAAGUGUUGGUGGUGUUUGAUGGUGAAGGCCACAUGUACCUAGGGCCCGGCUGGGAGCAUUUCGCCCGCGCCCAUGAGCUACAGCUCGGGUACUUCCUUGUCUUCCGCUACGACGGCGACGCCAUGUUCACCGUGAAGAUGUUCGACAACACCAUGUGCCGCAUGUACUACCAGCACGACGACGAUGCCAGCAAUGGGAGCAGCAGCGGGGAUGACGAGGAGCAGAGCGGGGAUGACGACGAGGAGCAGAGCGGGGAUGACGAGGAGCAGCCUAUUCUGGCUGACGACGAACAUGCUAUGGUGGUGGCUGACGACGACCCUGCUAUGUUGGUGGCGGAUGACGACCUUGCUAUGGUGGUGGCGGACGACGACCUCGCGAUGGUGGUGGCGGAUGACGACCUCGCGAUGGUGGUGGCGGACGACGACCUCGCGAUGGUGGCGGCGCCUACAAUCCCACAGCUUGGCGACAGGACCAUGCCAAUUGUGGUAGAGGAGUACAUCCGCGUUGGGAUUCGCCACUCUGAGCGCAUCAGGUUGAUGAAGGAGAAGAAGGAGGAGUGA